This is a messenger RNA of Neocloeon triangulifer, 1016 nucleotides long. It is a transcript of the gene Reg-5, whose product is annotated as rhythmically expressed gene 5 protein. Bases 124 to 753 code for a protein of 209 amino acids. NCBI's taxonomy places the organism in Eukaryota, Metazoa, Arthropoda, Insecta, Ephemeroptera, Baetidae. The transcript is spliced from 5 exons. The record is from RefSeq and is a predicted model, not a curated record.
GGUUAAAGGUGUACGACGUUAUCCAACCUGAGAUUUGGAGCCGUCAGUGGGGCGCCUCUAGCGGCCGGUGCGGCAAAGUGUCAGGUAUAAAGGGCGCUCGCUCGUGGUGUGGGCAACGAGACAAUGUUGAGAUUGCUGCUGAUCACCUCGGCCCUCGUGGCCGCUGCCUCUUCAUCUGGGAUCCCCAUGUGGGAAUACCUCGACAGGUCCGAGAAGGUGAACCGCCUGUUUCACGUGUUUAUGCGACAAGUGGACGAUUAUUGCACAAGCUCAGACAUGCCAGACUGCAACAAGGCAAUGAUGGUGCACGGUCUGAGUUCGUUGGCACGGAUGCAGGACCACCAUUUGGACGCGAUGGACCCCUACCAACGGGACGCCCACGAACUGAUCUGGGACGCUAUGAUGCAUGACCACGAAAAGCAUCACCACGACCAGCCGGCGCACGGAGGAGACUCGACCAACGGCCUUUCGAAGAACGAAGCGAACCAAAAAGAGGUGGACCAGGAGCCCAAAUUCGGCGACGAGGGGGCGGCCAGCAACCAGGAGGUGAUUUACGCGGCGCCCCACGCCGGCGGCGGGCCCAUGAUGUCGCGGCUGCGGCCCGAUGGCAGCCCCGUGCCCGGUGACCCGCCCGGCGGCCACCACAUGACCCCUGACAUGGACAUGCUUGAGCACCGUCUCAUGAGCCAGAUGCCGCACCACGUGGCGAAACCCAGGGCCACCGCCAAGUUCCCCUUCCUCCAGAAACAGUGACCAAAAUUGCAAUUCUCCGCUAUGUAAAUAUUAUGUCCGAGAUUUAUUUAUGAAGAAAAGCAAAAUCCCCAGGCUGAUAUGAGUGUGACAUGUAGAUAUUAAGGGAGAGAUCCUCUUCUGUGCGGCGUUUGCGUGUAUUUUAUUUUGAUAAUUUCAAGUUUGCUGUGCUGUCUCAAAUGUUUGUUCCUAAUUAAUAUUGUCCCCGUGUAAAUGUGUACAGAGUAAUCAUAAAUAAAGUCUAGCGUUCAAAGAUUAUUUUAAUG